Molecule: messenger RNA, 1890 nt
Organism: Penicillium pulvis
Lineage: Eukaryota; Fungi; Ascomycota; Eurotiomycetes; Eurotiales; Aspergillaceae
Product: casein kinase II subunit alpha/alpha'
Exons: 4
Coding region: 238-1233 (331 amino acids)
Biological process (GO): regulation of transcription by RNA polymerase III; protein phosphorylation; regulation of transcription by RNA polymerase I
Cellular component (GO): cytosol; protein kinase CK2 complex; nucleus
Molecular function (GO): protein serine/threonine kinase activity; ATP binding
Source: RefSeq, a predicted model, not a curated record
CAGGAGAUCUCGCUCCCAUAAUAAUAUCUCCCCCUCCAUUUCUCGUUGCUUUCAGGACCGAUCGAUCGAACGGCUACGUUCGGGCUGGUCAGUUGCUGGGCCUUCUAUUUCUCUACUUCCCGCAUUUCCUUACAUCGCGACCCUUCUCUCCCUCGUCGCCCGGUCGCGGCCCCCGCCUAAAACCCCGCCGUAUCAGAUUUCGAUUGUGGGCGGACUCGGAAGCCAUCAGCGAUUAUCAUGGCGCGCGUUUACGCCGAUGUCAACGAGCACAUGCCUCGGUCCUACUGGGACUAUGAUAGUGUCAAUAUUUCCUGGGGGGUGCUGGAGAACUACGAAAUUGUUCGCAAGAUAGGCCGAGGAAAAUACUCCGAGGUAUUCGAGGGCAUCAAUGUUGUCAACUAUCAGAAGUGUGUCAUCAAGGUUCUCAAGCCCGUCAAGAAGAAGAAGAUCAAGCGAGAGAUCAAGAUUCUUCAGAACCUCGCUGGAGGCCCCAACGUCGUAGCGUUGCUGGAUGUAGUGCGCGAUAACCAGAGCAAGACUCCUAGUCUGGUCUUUGAAGCCGUCAACAACACCGAUUUCCGGACACUGUACCCCCGCUUUACGGAUUAUGACGUGCGCUUCUACGUUAAUGAGCUGCUCAAAGCACUUGAUUUCUGCCACAGCAAGGGUAUCAUGCACCGAGAUGUGAAGCCUCACAAUGUCAUGAUUGACCACGAGAAGCGCAAGCUGCGUUUGAUUGAUUGGGGUUUGGCAGAGUUCUACCACAAGGGCACUGAGUACAAUGUCCGUGUGGCCUCCCGGUAUUUCAAGGGCCCUGAGCUGCUGGUCGACUUCCAAGAGUACGACUACUCUCUGGACAUGUGGUCACUCGGUGCGAUGUUUGCCUCGAUGAUCUUCCGCAAGGAGCCUUUCUUCCACGGCAACAGCAACUCGGACCAAUUGGUGAAGAUUGCCAAGGUUCUUGGAACCGAGGAGCUCUUUGAGUACUUGGACAAGUACGAUAUCGAGCUUGACCCUCAGUACGACGAGAUCCUCUCGCGUUUCCCCCGGAAGCCCUGGCACUCGUUUGUCACCGCUGAAAACCAGCGUUUCGUCAGCGACGAGGCCAUCGACUUCCUCGAUAAGCUCCUGCGCUAUGAUCAUGCGGAACGCCUGACUGCCCAAGAAGCUAUGGCACACCCGUACUUCGAGCCCGUCCGCGCCGCUGCCCGCAACAAUGCAUCCCAAUCCUGAACUUCUUCGGUGCUAUGAUGAUGGCCUACUUAUGCACUCCCUCCUGUUUUCCUAUUUCCCUCACUCCAUAUCGCCGUUACGCUGCCAUCAGAAUAAGCACCCUGACCUUAUGGACCUCUCCUUUUAUCUGAGUUUGAACCAUACCGCUACGUCGGUGCACGAUCGAGAAAAGGAAAGGAGAACGAUGACGCAGUCACCUGGCUAUGUCUUUCGCUAGGCCUUUCCCCCCUCCCAAGUGAAGAGUGGCUGCAAUGGGUGACCAAACUCCCGAAUGGAGACGACGUUGAUGACAAGACAUGACCUCUAAUCUUCUUGGGCCCAUCAAGCCUACAUAGCCUCGGUUCUACUGGCGUAUUAGUGAGCGCAAUAAAUCAGUUGACGUCUUAGAGCGGGAAUGGCUUCUCUUCAUACUGCCUUAUUGUAUAGCGCAUUUCCUUGUCCCCAUUUCUCUUCUUUCCCUCGCCGUUGGUCCGGUGUUUUGGUUUCAUUCAUGCUGUUUAAUCAUUCCCUCGUAUUUAACCCUUGAUUUUGCACCUGCAAUCCGUUUUUCCCUUAAUGCACAGUUCUCCUGGAGUGAUGGGGUUGGGAGGUAUCUAUGUUGCUGACCGCGUUCACGAGGGAUUUGAAGAGAUAAAUGCAUUUCCACUUUCGAAACCA